ACAUAUUGUAUACCUAAAAUGUACCAAUAAAAGAACGUAAGAAAAAAAAAAGUAAAGAAGUAAAACUGGAGGACAUUGAACCAGGAAAUUCAGAGAUUAAACAAGAGUCCUUGGGCCGGGGAUUUAGCUCAGUGGUUCUGCUGCCUGCCUUGCAAGCUCAAGGACCUGAGUUCGAUCCCCGGUACCAAAAAACAAACAAAAAAAGAAUCCUAAUCCAUCUCACUUUGCACAAUAGUGACAGGUUCGGAGAGUGUGAAUCACCUACUUUAUAUAUACCUAAAGAUACUGUACGGGAAUGCACUGGAAUUUUUAAUCCCCACAGUCAUAUAAUGUACGUGGAUGGCCUCAUGAGGGAUGUGUUUUCUUCUUGCAGUGGUGGGAAUCAAACCUAGGAUCUCAUGCAUGCUAGGCAGUCACUCUGACACUAAGCUAUACCCCAGCCCACUGUGUAGGAUUUGAAAGCUAUGCAGUUUAAUCUAGUGAGGCUCAGAUUUGUACGUUGGCAAUCUACGUUCAGAGGGUCUGCCCUCUGUUAGCUUCAGUUGUGGGUAUAUUCCAGAGUAUCCCAAAUGUUGAUUCAAUACUCUUUCAACCGCAAUACAAAUUAACUAUGAUGUCUAAUUCUGAUAAAAAUUGCUACAAAAAAAGGUGGGGGCAGAACAGAAUCACCUUGCAUGUAGUGUCUCCCAAAUGUAUAAACUGACAUCUUCUCUCAUGGUCCCCAAAGCCCAUUUUAGCACAGUAUUUUACGAUUGCUACCCAACACAUUGUCAGUAAACAUUGAGAACCUACUAUCAAUUAAGACUACAGACCACCGACGACCUAGGAGGAUUCAGAUGAUUUGGUCUACCGACUAGUAAAUAAAUUCUAGUGUAUGAUAAAGUAUUUAUCUCAACUUUAUCACAAAAAUAAACCCUUAUUUGUAAACAAGAACGUUGUCCUAUUUGUUCAAAAGUGCCCGAGAUAGUGUUGGGCAGAGCGUGGAUAGAACACAUUACUAUUCACGGUGCUUCUGCUCCCUGGAAAACCAGAUUACGUAUCGGCUAGGACAGAGGUGAUAAACCAUCGCACAAAUAUUUGGGCUAAAAGAUGCAGUGACUUUAAAUAUUCACCUGUUAGCCGACAUGGAUUUUUUUCGAAGUGCUUUUGGUAACGCCUUCCCUAAAAUCUGGUUUCUAUCUUCUCACACCAGCUAACUUUCAGGCCGCUGGCUAUUCUUAACACAGGUGCGCGUGGCCCGGACGUUGGGCUUAGGACCCGGCACCAUGGCGGCCACACUGGUGGUCCUGCUGCUGCUGCUGGAGCUCAUCUGCGGCUGUUCAGCCCUGUGGAGAUAUUCAAGUAAGAGCCCACACAAUCACAUUAUUAGUACCAGAAGUGCCAUCAAGUUAGAGUAUGAAGGAACAUUAUUUUCUGAAUGGCAAGUGCCAGAAACCUGUUCUAUCCAAGAUAAAAGAUCACCCAAGACAGAAAUGCGUUGUUCUCAGGGUGUUCACUCUAUAAAACCAAUUGUUACAGGCCCACAAGAAGAAGAACGCUAUUUGACUGUGGACACUACUUAUAUUUGUUUCCUGUGGUAUUAUACAGUUAUAAAUAUAUUUGAAAAUUUAACCCAGGUUGUGUCUAUAUGGGUGUACGAUCCAGAAUAUGCAGAUUCUGAUGAGUUGCUGUGGAAGGCAAAGGCACCCUCGCUGCAUUCCAGAAUACUAACUAACCAUUUUGCCAUUGUGGGACAGAAGCCUAUCAUAUAUACAACAAUUAGAAGGAAAAUUUAUAUUCCAGAUGACAACCUAAUAAACUGGACCUGGCGUGUUACUCUUCCAAUGACCGGAGAUGAUGUGAUAAAGAAUAUUAGAGGAAACCAAGUGAUUUUUCAAGAUUGCUUUGUUGCAGACUUUACUUUUCUGCUGACUUUUCCUGUUUGGGUCCAACCUGAGAUUCCCAGGUUUCUACCGAUCACUUCACCAGCUGGUAGUCAGUUAAUGUUGUCCUGGGAUGCUUGUUUUCCUUCACUGGUGGUUGUAGUGGCGGACAUGGAAACCUUUCAAACAAAUGAUUCAUUCAGCACAUGGACCAGAGUCAGAGUGCCUCCAAACACCCUGAGCGAUGCUGAAAGGCGCAGUGUGGCUGCUGUGCUCCUGUUGCAUGACAAUAUAUAUUUCUUAAUAAAUGGUGUUCUUUACCUAAAAGAUACCAAAGAGUUGACAAAACUAGGAAGAAAGAAACAUCUUCCAGAGGGUGAAAUUAUUGGCAUUACAUCAAGAAGAUGGUGUUGGAUCAAAUAUAUAAUUAAGGUUAAGGGAAUGGUAAGCAACAUUGCCAUCUGGACAGAAAAUGAAAUUUACUUUGGAUAUUCUGAAAAUAAAUUUGUCAAAAUAAUAACUACUACAGAACUGAAAAAUCUUCUAAAUCUCCCACCAACCAGUACUCUGACAAUACACAAUAUUGACUAUACAGGACAUCCUCUGGAACUUGCUGUGUUGUUAAAUUAUUGCAUCACAUGUACUAACACCAAAAAGAUUUACAUAGUGAUAUAUAAUGAAGACUCGAUGCAGUGGGUGCCUCAAGACUUUGUGUUAGAUGUCCCCGUUGGCAGUUUUUUAGUUCCACGUUUUCUAUUGUCAGGAAUGCCAGAACUAAUACUAUGGGACAAACAUAAGAUAUACUACUCUUAUCAAAAUUUCACUACUACCGGAGUUCUACAAACACCUGCAGGACACGGAAAUCUGUCAGCAUUAUCAAAAGACAGCAUUAUUCACGACAUUUAUGUAGAUUCUCAGGGGAAUAUUGUGACAAAAAUGGAAAAUAAUAUAAUGUUUUAUUCCAAGAGUAAUAUUGAAGAUGCACUACAGCUACAUUUAUGGACAAGUGACACAGUAAAAUCAUCAUUUUGUGUUAGUGCAUCUGCUCAAGUAUAUCUUGUAUAUGUUUUUGACAAUGGGACAAUACAACCACAGGAAUAUCCUUUAAUGCUGGAAUUACAAAGUGUAGCUUUCAAAAUGAAAGAAAAAUGCCCAUACAUGAUGUUUCAUGAUAAUAUUUUAGAUUCAUUUUACUUUUUGGACAAAGGAGACAGGCUGACAGUUUGGGCUGAAAUAAUCUAUCCAGAAAACACUGGUCUAGAUAUUAUUAUGAAAGUCUAUGGUCCACAAAUAUUAGAAUAUGAAGAAUCCUUUCAGCAUGAAAUUGCCUUAGGAUACUGCACUAACACCCUGACAAUGACUUUUUAUUCAAAUGUCAAUUACGAGGGAGUAGAUGAUUAUUUCAACUUUGAAUACAAGAACAUGGGUAAUGUAUUUGUUCAACUUCGGCCUAGUCAACAUUCAAAUAUAUGUCCAGUAACCCAGAAGGUGUUUCAAAUUGGUGUUGGCUGUAACCCUCAAAAAUUUAUUGGAGUUAAAGGAUUUAGUAAAACAGCAUGUGUUCACCAUGAAUUUUUUUAUGAGAUUGACAAGUCACAUCUGAUACAUCAACCACUUGAAAACUUGAAAGUAAGGUAUGACUGGGAAAAAUAUGGCUGCCCACUGAGACUUAAUGGCCAUGAAAAGUUUCAACCUUUGAUUCAAUUAUUUGAUGACAGUGGCCAUAUUGAAGAUGUGGCAGUAAAUUUCAUACUGUGGGAAAUACAUGGCAGAAAUGAUUAUAGUUACAAUAAUACCAUGAAGCAGAGCGGUUGUUUAAAUGAAGCCCAGACAUGGAAGACCAUGAUUGAGCUCAAUACAGACCUCCCACUAGAAGAAGUCUGGGGACCAGAGAACUAUAGGCCUUGUUUUUCUUAUGCUAUUGGAAAACCAGGAGAUUUGGAUCAACCAUAUGAGAUUAUCAACAUUUCUAAUAAUAACCAUAUAUUUUGGCCCUGGCACCACUCUGGAAUGUAUGUGUUUCGUGUGAAGAUCCUGGAUCCAAACUAUAGUUUCUGUAACCUAACAGCUAUAUUUGCUAUAGAGAUCUUUGGAGUGAUUCCCAGACCAAGUGGCUACCUGGUCUCUGCUAUCGUCUUUGUCAUGAUGCUGCUGUUCAUCAGUAUUCUAGUCUUGAGCUACUUCCAGUAUAUGAAGCUUUAUCAAAAAAGUAUUUAUAAGCCAUAUCAGAAAAUUCACAUAAAACAAAAGACAUAUUAGGCAUAAAUGGAUACAUUGUGUUUGACCAAGAAAUAUUAAUUACAAGCCCCUAAUAUUAUCAAAUUGAAGAUUUCAGAAGUGUUCUUAAAUUGCUCCCAAACAGGAAUAGUUUCAUAUAUUGUAUGUUAUUAAAUCAAUCCUUAAUGUAUUUGUAUGUUCAUUUUAAAGAUAGAUAUUCUAUGUACUCUUAUAUAGCAUUUUAAAAAAUAAACUAACUUUGGUUACUCUAAUCCUAAGAAUAAAUUUUUGAGAAUAUAUAGAUGUCAAAUGCUAUUUUGCAUAAAACUUUUCAUAUGAAACCUUAUAUGGUUAUAGUGACUUUGUGUAUAAAGGACCAAUAAAAGUGCACAGACUUGGGCUGGGGAUUUAGCUCAGUGGUGCCACCGCCUGCCUCAAAAGCGCAAGGUCCUGAGUUCGAUCCCCGGCACACACACACACACACACACACACAAAAUGCAUGGACUUAACCUGUCUUAAACAGAUUUCUGAAGUUUUUCUAUGGUAGAUUCAUAUAUAAAAUGUAAAAGUUAUAUUAAAAAUGAGGCAGCUGAUACUCUAGGUUUUAAUUCUAAGUUAAUCUGUCUCUUGACAACCACCUCAAAUAAAUC
Messenger RNA from Heterocephalus glaber (naked mole-rat), 4729 nucleotides. It is a transcript of the gene Catspere, whose product is annotated as catsper channel auxiliary subunit epsilon. Lineage: Eukaryota; Metazoa; Chordata; Mammalia; Rodentia; Bathyergidae. Gene Ontology annotation, cellular component: CatSper complex; sperm principal piece. Gene Ontology annotation, biological process: sperm capacitation; flagellated sperm motility. The record is from RefSeq and is a predicted model, not a curated record.